Messenger RNA from Pomacea canaliculata, 6600 nucleotides. RefSeq names its product ATP-dependent RNA helicase DEAH11, chloroplastic-like. Gene Ontology annotation, cellular component: catalytic step 2 spliceosome; intracellular anatomical structure. Lineage: Eukaryota; Metazoa; Mollusca; Gastropoda; Architaenioglossa; Ampullariidae. Gene Ontology annotation, biological process: spliceosomal complex disassembly. The record is from RefSeq and is a predicted model, not a curated record. Gene Ontology annotation, molecular function: zinc ion binding; ATP binding; RNA binding.
CCGAAACUGAAAGUUAAAAUUCUUGCCGGUGGCGAAAUUUCUCAGUAAACCGUCAUUAAUUUCUAUAAAAAUCCACGAGUACGCUCAGACAAAACAAUUAAUCUACAAACAUUCAGGCUCUACCCAAGCAACUGUCAGACUUGACUAACCAAAAAGGAUGGAGGAAGAAGUAAAUCAGAAUCCUUGUGGUCAAUCCUGUCAGCCAAGACCAAGAAGAAAGCAUGCCAGUAGGUCAGCAGAACAUAAAGACAGCCUGAAAGAGUUGCGGAAAAAACCAAAGGCCAAAACAACUGAACUUUACGUCAAAAUCCAUGAUUUAAUCCAGGAUAUGGCACUGCUGGGGCGAGUCCUCACAACAAAGGUAAACCUGGAGGGAUUUCACCUUUUACCUCUUGAAAAGGAUGUCAUGAGAUCAGACACCUGCACAUACUGCAGCCUGAUCUGUCCAAGUAAAGAUCUGGCCAAGAGAUUGAAACAUCUACUGCUGAAGGAUCGGCACAUGUUUACACCUCUCAUUGACUGCAACUUUACAGGAUUUGACCAGAGCGAGGUCUUACAGAAGCGAGCAGAACAGCGUAAAGAGGAACUUAGACAGCAAGCACAAUUUGAGCUGGAAAAAAAGUCUACAAGAGCUUUAAAAGUCCAUGAAGAGAAAUUGCAAGCUAUUAUGCUUCAGAUUGACCAGGCUAAAGGUAAAUUAAACAACCUUUACACAGCCACACAGACUAAAGCUGAGAUUUCAGCUCUGGAAGCUAAAGUAGAUGAGAACAUCAGACAAAAGGAAGAGUUUUGUGGUGCUGUGGAUGAGUUUAGAAAACGUGUGGCAACGGCCCUGAACGUCACUAAUUUUGAGAAAACGGUAAAUGAAGCUCGCAAGCAGUUUGGCAUUGAAUGCUGUCGGUUUGAAAAGUCUCUCCCAAUGUAUGCCAGACGUCGGGACAUCGUCGAUCUUGUGAGAAGUAACCAAGUGUCCGUGAUCCUCGGUGAAACAGGUUCUGGGAAAAGUACUCAGAUGGUGCAGUAUCUUCUAGAGGCAGACUUCUGCAACAAGGGUGCUAUCGUGUGCACCCAACCGCGCAAGGUUGCCGCCAUCUCCUUGGCGACGCAUGUGUCAUCAGAACUGGCGACCAAUGUAGGUAAAGAGGUCGGGUACAAAGUCGGCAGCAAAUGUAGGACCGGGGAUUUGACCAAGGUUAUAUUUAUGACUGAUCACUGUCUGCUAAACGAGUGCCUUGCAGACCCCACCUUGAAAGCCUUUUCUUGCAUAGUUGUAGACGAGGCACACGAAAGAAGCCUGUACACCGAUCUGUUGCUGGGCAUGAUCAAGCGGUGUCUGCAAAAGAGACCGGAACUCAGGGUGAUCAUCACCUCGGCAACCAUCGACCCAGAAGUAUUUGUAAAGUUCUUCGGCAACUGCCCGGUCCUGAAAGUUUCGGGUCGCACAUUUCCAGUGGAUGUAGUUUGGCUAGAUGACAAUAACGAAGAAGACGAGUUUGAAAACUACAUGCAGAAGGCCGUGAAGAAGGCGGAGGAGAUCCAUUUGAAGGAAGCGCUCGGAGAUAUUCUUGUGUUUCUCACGUCGCCCUUGGAAACAGAGAAAUGCUGUGAGGCUUUUCAGCAGAGUUUGGCAGGACGGAACGACUUCCAGUGCUUUCAGCUACACGGCCAGCUUCAGGCUGAUGAACAGCAGAAGGUUUUCGAGCCUCUGGGUAAAAACAAACGUAAGAUAGUGUUUGCCACGAACUGUGCUGAGACUUCUAUCACGAUUGACGGGAUCAAGUAUGUGGUAGACACCGGUGUUGCCAAGGAGAUGCGAUAUGAUGCCAAGAAAAACAGCAACUGCCUGAGCGUGACCGUGGUCAGUCAGAGCUCGGCGGAACAGAGGAAGGGGAGAGCAGGUCGCACUGCGCCGGGCAAAUGCUAUCGUCUGUACUCGAAAUGCAGUUAUAAUGCCAUGGACAAAAUCACUCUUCCGGAAAUCCUUAGAACUCAUCUGGGACAGGCUGUCCUUAAACUUGCAGAGUUGGGAGUUGGACCGGAUAUGUACGACUUCGUUCAGUCCCCUAGCCAAGAAGCCAUUGAAGCUGCGUUGGAGUCGCUGGUGCAGCUGGGAGCUUUGUCUGCAAACCACCGAAUCACAGAAGAGGGGCGUUGGAUUGCAAAACUUCCCCUGGACCCACGGUUGGGGCUGAUGACAUUGAAGGGUAAAGCGAAUGGUCUUUUGUUCGAUGCUAUUGUCCUUGCUGCCUUAACGAACUUCGGGAGUGUUUUCUACAGGGGCACCACCACUGAGGAACAUGAGGAGCAUGAUAAAUCUAAAACCAGAUUCAGCCAGACCACUGGAGAUUGCCUGACCUCCUUAGCCGUGUACAAGGAAUGGCAACAUGUGCCUGAAAAAGAAAAAAACAGAUGGUGUGUUGCCAACAGCAUCAAUGCUAAAGCCAUGAGAUCCACCAGGGACAUGGCAAAUGAAAUAAUCAAGACUCUUAAAAAAGAGUAUAAUCUGGAAGUAGCCCAUGAGUUUUCGGACAAAGAAACAACAGAAAACUGUCUGAGACAUAUGAUUUUUGAGUGUUAUAUUGGCAACCUGUGUCACUAUUUAGGCAUGGAGAAGGCCGGAUACUUUGCCGCGCGUGUUUCAAGGCAAGUUCACGUGCAUCCUUCGUCUUCUGACUCCUUAGCUAGCAACCCUGAAUGGGUCGUUUACGAGCAGCUGAUUAAAACAUCGAGAGAUUUCAUCACAGGAGUCACGCCAGUCGACGAAUCGUGGCUUGCUGAUGUCGCUGUAGAAAAUGUCGGCCUCGAUGUUGAAGACAUCCGUAAGAAAAAAGUGAUGAAUGUGUUCACACAGGCGGCAGGAUCUCAUGCCUUCUUCUCGCUGGUAGGUCCUCGCUUUUGCCGGCUAAGAGAGUAUGAAGAUUUGGGGAGUAGCCAAGGCAAGUUCUCUGUUGUGGUGGUGGAAGCUAGUCGUGAAGUAAAAGAAGUGAAAGUUUUCUCUACAGAAAAAGCGAACGAGCGUCUCGUGAAACUACUGAAGGAGAGAGUGGAGCAGUCGGCACGAGAGCUUGCACGUGAAGACACCGAGCAGCCGGUCGGCAAAGAAGAAUCUAAUCUUCGAGUUGUCCUUGGGACUGGAGGAAAGGUGGUUGAGGUACUGAUGCCUGAUGAAAGUCGAAAAGUUUUCAUUCAUCGCGUGACAGAAAACAGCACGGAAGAACAUAUCUUGGCAAAGUUCCAGCAGUUUGGCGAGAUCCGACUGUGCAAAAAGUUUGACGAGGGCGAGAAAUGGGGUUUCCUGAUAUUUAAAACUGUGGCAGAGGCUAUCAACGCCGCGAAAGAGACCGGAGAUGACGAGGCUGAUGCUGGUGAGCUAGAACGCCGACGUCCACUGAAGCAGAACGCAGACUUCAAGGCUCGCCUCAAAUGGUGCCGCAGACCUUCCAGAGGAUUCGGCUACGCCUCCAUUUCGCCAGCUGAGUAUGCCACAUGCUUGUUGAAGAGAUGUUUUCAUGUCGGCAGUGACCUCAUCACGAUAAAGCCAGCACGGAAUCAGGAGAAUUCCUUAUACUUCCCCUCAUUACCGAGAGCAUUGAGCGAGGACGUGAUCAGACGUUCGCUUUUGCACGAGCUGGACUAUGAUGAAAAUACAAAAGGGAUCGUAGAGCGUGUUACAAUCGUUCGCCAGACACCAUACGAGACGACAGAUGCUGAGCUCAGGGAUCUCGAGAUGACAAUCAAGAAAACGUUUCAGGUUCAUCUUCCCUCUUCGCAGGUGAACGUUACUGUUAAAAUGCCUCCCUCAGCGAACUCUGUUUUUUUCAUAGGCGAAGCAACUUUUACCGACCCUAUUGACGGAAUACAGGCUUGCAAACGUCUUCAGACAGGAUUUUGCGUUAAUGAUCAACCCGUAAAUGUGGUUCCUGUAAUUUCUGCGACGAUUACUGUCCCCAUCCGGAUACUGGAAGCAGUAGAAGCAAAAGUGAAGAAAUCUGCUGAUGUCGGCGGUCGCAACUUCCUGCGAGAAACACAGCAGAAAACAAGCACUUACAUCACUAUCGACAGUCGACUGGGAACCAUUGCCAUCUACGGCACUGAGGCAGCCUGCACUCAGGUGCGAACUAGAAUCAACAACUAUCUUGACUUGGUUCAGAGUGGCACAGUGGAAGAGAUGACACUGAAGGGCGGAGACAGGCCCGCAGGUGUCUUGAAGGCGCUUCUCACGGAGUACGGAGAGGACCUGGACAGCUUCCGAGCCUCCUCGGGUCUCUUUGCUGUCUCAGUCGACUACCGAAAACACAAGCUGCGACUGACAGGAUCACCCGAAAGUAUCGAGAAAGCUCACGACAUAGUUAAUAAAGUUGUCGAGAAGAUGAAAAAGUCGUCGAGAAAAGAUGAUGAGGAAGACACCAUCGACUGCGUGAUCUGCCAGUGUCCCGUUGAAGCCAAGGAGCUGUACCGCCUGGAGCUGUGCGCUCAUCCUUACUGCCUGGACUGCCUGAAGCACCAGUGGCGGUGGCCGUCACGACUCGUGGCCGUACGCGAUCUGACCUUCUUGACCCGUCGAGGUGACGUCAACAUGUCGGCGCUGACCGCUGCUGCCCUCUCGGCGUUCGUGAUGCGUAGCGGAGGCGCCGCCCGAUUCUGCGUCACGCCCGACUGCCCCGUGGUGUACCGCACGACGGCCGAAGAGCACGCCAAGGUGUUCGUGUGCCCCGAUUGCAGCGUCCGACUGUGCACCGCCUGCCACCAGCAAGCGCACGACGGCAUGACGUGCGCCAUCUUGCGGGCCAACAAGGACGGCAGGCAGGACGUGGAACUGUGGGCCAGACAGGACCCGACACGACGUAAACCUUGCCCUGGGUGUUACACGCCGAUCGAGAAAACUGGCGGCUGCCGGAAGAUGUUGUGCACCGUGUGCAAAACCAUCUUUUGUUGGAUGUGUUCUAAAAAGUUUGCGUCAGAAGGCGCCUGUUACGAGCACCUUGCGAAAGAACACAGGGGGAUCUUUGGUGAAAAUUAAUUAAGAAGUAUAGAUCUUCGUUUGCGCGAGAAAAACCAUUAUUUUAUUUAUUUGGUACUUCUGCAUAAACAUGAAUUCUUUUUUUUUUUUUUAGUUUACUUCUUGUUACUCCUCGAGGAGAAUAGUGUCGCAACACUCUUUUAUUGUGUAUUAUGGCAAUUUUGUUGUUGUUGGGGUUAGGGCACUACAUUAUAAGUGCAAUGGAUGUGCUUUUAUGGACGUGCUUACUUUUUUAACACGACACAGCUGUCUAUAAGGGACUAAAAUAUUUUUAUCAAAAAAAAUUUGUAGAAGUGCACUUGUAAGGACACAAAAAAGACACUCACUGACUGAGAAGCACUGACUCUCAUGAGAUCAAGUCAUAUUGUUUGUUUACAGCUAUUUGCUGGAACAUGUUACACGUCACUUGCACGUUAGUGUAUGUGUAAUAUAUAUUAUAAUUUGUUAUUUGUGUGUUUUAGCUUUUUUUCUGAAAUUCAGUUUUCAAUCCCAAAAUGAUCGCAAAUUUCAUUUAUUUGCCAGACUGUGUUAAACGUUCAUCCUCAAUUGUUCCGUUCAGAGGUGGGCUUAGAGAGUUACUGCCCUCAGAAUAAACACCAUUUCCUUGUCAAACAGAAACAAUAAUUUUGUUCUGCGUACUGCCAAGCUUUCUGAUGCCUGUUACCUUUAUGGUUACUGUAAAAACUGACCUAAAGAAUGCAGUUUGGUAGGGAAUGACUUUGACCUUAACGAAAUGUGAGCGAAACGACUCCGAAGACAACAGCCUGUCAAACAGUUUUACUGAUCAUGAUGAUAAUUGUAUUUAGUAUUUCACAAAGCCUAACAAUCUCAAUUCGACAAAAAAUGUUAUCAACACAAAAUAGUUGUCAUUCCUUUUUAUAAGAUGGAUGGAUCGGUAGAGAGAUAAUCAUUGUGGAAAAAUUUAAUCAAGAAAAAUGCUAUUUAUGCUGACUAAAACAAAUAUUAAGUAAGCCUGCCUUCUGUUCUGUACAUUCCAAAGAUUCUUCCACUAUAACGUGAAAUUAUUUUGGCCGUGCUAUGUAUCAUAUAUAUAUAUCAGUUUAUCGCUCUUUUAAAACAGUUUAAUAAAGAGUAGAGCUUUUCUUAUUCUUGAAAAACAUCCUUUGUCAUUUGACAGAAGUAGGGGGGAGUAAUCCAUAGAAUAUGCUAUCUUUUUCAUCAAACAGCAUGAUGAUUUUAAAAUAUUUUUGAUAAGAGAACAUUUUGAAUGUAUAUAUAUGACGUCUGCUGCACGUGCAGGUUUUGUGUAAACCUGUUUAAACUUUCAAUCCUGUUUUGCAAAUUUCAUCAUACACUUGAUCGUGCAUGCACGCACGCACGCUCGCGCACACACUCACCAUAGAUAUAACUGUCUUUGAACAUGACAUGUAACAAUUUUAACACUAUUAGUCCCUUUUCUCUGUCGCUUGUUCUUUCUUUAUCUUUGUAAAACCUGUUUUCUUCCUGAAGAUAUUUACUUCUUCCUGAAUGGGUGUCGGUUUCUUAUUAAAUUACAACGUUUUUGUAAACUAUAAGUUAUUGAUUGGUUUUAUAAAUAGUUAUGUUCCAGUGCAUAUAUA